AUGGGCUCAAGUGACUUCAGUGGUGCCGAUGUCGGCGAAAGACCCCGGCGCCGAAAGACCAUGGGCACCGUAACCGAACCUUUUGCAUAUUUGUUCUGGUUCUUGGCAGCGAUUUGCAUUCCUCUCGGAGAAACCCAGAUCUGGCAACAGGACCAAGCCGAAGUUCACCAGGAUGAUUUUGUGCUUCCGGAGCUGCGGCUGCUACAAGUCUCGAAGAGUGUACAUCGAAGUCCUAUUGAAUCGAGACCAGAACUCUGGAAGAGAGCAUCGAGUUGGAACAACCUGAGCGACAUUCUACGAGACGAGCCAGCAGGUGCCUUUCAUUCACACCUGGAUGUGCUGGCCCAGGCUAUUGGCAUUCUUUACGAGUCGGCGCCCCCGCAAGGAAGAACUGGCGCCAACACGACCUCAAACCUCAUGGGUUCGGACAGCCACUGGGAGCACCUGGUGCACUUUGAUCGUGCUCCUGUGCCGGGCGGCGUUUUCGCACGCGCAUGGAGGGAGGUAGGACGCUCUCAGAUUCUGGUGGCCUACAAGGGUGUGUGCACUGAUCCAAAGGUUGAGCAGUGCAAGAUCGAUCUUUGCUUCUUGGGUCAAUAUGCCUGGCUUUGCUUAAGGAACUACGGCUCAGUGUCUGCCAACGUCUCAAGGCUCAUGGGUUUUGACGUGAAGACUUGUUCCAAGUAUCAAGCUCUUCUCAAUUUCACAGAUCAGGCGAUGGCCUUGGUUCAGGACCUGCAAAAGGCAUAUCCCAGGGACCAGUUCAUCCUGACGGGACACUCUCUUGGGGGCAUGCUGGCGAUCCUCACUGCUGGCGAUCCUCGCGUCACACGUGGAGACGCGGUCGCGUUGGCCUUUGCACCCACACCCUGGCGGAAAGUGGCACAGUUGCAGGGAGAGGCAGACGGCUUGGUGGCGCUUUGUGAUCCUUAUGACUGCGGCAUCAACAGCUUCUUCGUGCCUGGAGCAAGACUGGCGGCCAGCACUUGCCUCUUUUUGCACCAGGAAGAACCAAAACCUUGCCAGGGCUUACCCGAGCCCUACGAGACCAGCAGAUGGCGAGACGAGCUUCUUCGCGCACGCCCAGGUGAUCCGUUGGUCCCACUGCUGUUGUGUAAGGGUAGCGCACACCGCUGGGCGCACUACAAAGCCCUACUCAGCGCGACUGAUAGCGCGAGGUCGAACCUUCCUGUAUGCAGCCGUGACUUCAGCGUGCUACAGACGCGGCUGAGCACCGGCUGA
Messenger RNA from Durusdinium trenchii, 1242 nucleotides. NCBI's taxonomy places the organism in Eukaryota, Dinophyceae, Suessiales, Symbiodiniaceae. The record is from the annotation of a GenBank genome assembly.